UCACUGUCUGUCCAUCUAUCGAACACCUCUGUGAUGUUUUUAAGCCGCAUUUCCAAGUAAACUGGUCACGGUCGGGCAGGGAAAAUUUGACCUGAUGGGUGGGAAGAAGAAGAAGCCGGCGCCUCAAGUUGCGGCGGCAGCAGCGGACGGUUCUGGUUCUUCUGCUGCGGGGACCGGUGCGGUGGAGAACCCGAAGAAACACGCAGCCAACAGCAAAGCGAACAAACCGGCCAAAGAGAGCAAGUCCAAAGCUCCAAAGACUUACAGUCUUACUGGAACAGCCCAGGUGGACACAGGUGGGGUUUCAGACAAGUCCAUCCUUAAAGUGUCCAUUCAAGUGGAUCUGGAGAAAAAGAUCAUCAAGCUGAUCAAUGACUUUCAACAGAACAACGGGGACAAAGGACCCAUAUCUGGCAGACUUACAAGCAAAAAACUCCUGGACCUGUAUACAGCUCUGCAGAAGUUCCACUUUAAGCGAGAACACAUCGAAGAGGCAAUGAAGAGCACUAUCCUGUAUGGAGGAGAUCUCCACUCCGCUCUCGACUGGCUCUGCCUCAACCUUAAAGACGAGGAGUUGCCAGAUGGGUUUAGCCAGCAGCUGCAGGAGGAGAACCAGAAGAAUCGUCCCAAGUUCCAGCCUCCUCCUCAGCAGAGACCUGCAGCUCAGAGCCCCAAAGUGUCCAUCGACGCCCGCAAAGAGGCGCCUAAGGUCACAGAGAAGGACGAAGCUGCGAGCAUGAAGGACUGGAUCUUAAGGUACGCCGAGCAAAGCAGCGACGAGGAGGAGGAAGAAGAGGAGGAACAGACACGCAAUCCUGAGCUGGAGGAAAAGUUUGAUCCAAAUGACAGGUAUUUGAUCCUGACUGCUCAGCUGUAUGACGCUAAAGAAAUGGCAGCUGACUCUAAGAUUAAAGGAGACAAGAUGGGCCAAAGAACAGCACAGGACCGUAUACGGGUCAUACAGCAAGAAAUGAAACAGCUGGAGUCCCAUCCCAUUUUCAAUGCUGCCAUCAAAGUAGUGGAUGCACCUCAGAAAGAAAAGAAGGCACUUCCUGUCACCGAGGACAAAGAGGACCUCAGCUUUAAUUUGUUUGAACGAGCAGAGAAGGAGCCGCCUGCAGAGAAAGGUUUGUUUUUUACUGCUCUCGCAGUUGUGAAAAAGAACGAACCGAAGGACAUUCGUAACUUUGACUACACGGCUCGCAGCUGGACAGGAAAGUCUCCCAAACAGUUUCUGAUCGACUGGGUCCGAAAGAACCUACCCAAAAGUCCAGCGCCUUCUUUUCAAAAGGUUGCUGCCGGCAGAUACUGGAGAUGCAAGGCACGGGUUCAGAGAGCAGAAGAUGUGUUGGAAGUUUGUCCGACCAUCCUGACGGAGGACAGCAUGCAGGCGCAGCAUCUGGCUGCCACUCUGGCUCUCUACAGCCUGGUUAAAGGGCAGUCGGUGCAUCAGCUGCUCCCUCCGACCUACAGAGACGUGUGGCUGGAGUGGAGAGACAGCGAGCAGCAGCAGCAGGAGGCGAGCCGCUCCGCCGCCAACAAGCCUCGAGACCAGUUCAUUUCCCGACUCCUGACUCGACUCAAACAGCAGCAGCAGCAGCAGGACCCGGGUCAGGGGCAGCAGAGUGCAUCCCGGGGGCAGCGCAGGCUGAGUGGGUCCGGCGAGGACGAGCCGGAGGAAUCCUGGGAGAACCUGGCCGCUCUGGACAUCAGCGAGAGAGGAGAGGGAGUGGAAGAGAAGAGUGAGAAAAGUGGAGGGAGGAGGGGAGAGGCAGCGGCGCUCGAAGCAGCCAGAGAGCUCCUCCUGAAGCAGAAAGAGUCUCCCCUCGCCCUCAAGCUGCGGGCAGAGCGAGAGCAGCUUCCAGUCUUUCAGCACAGGCUCCGCGUCCUGGAGGCUCUGCAGCGCCACCCGGUGGUGGUGGUGGCCGGCGAGACGGGCAGCGGGAAGAGCACUCAGAUCCCUCAGUUCCUCCUGGAGGAGAUGUUGACCCAGGGCCGAGCGGCUCGGCCCUGCAACAUCGUGGUGACCCAGCCCCGCAGGAUCUCAGCCAUGAGCCUCGCCUGUAGAGUCAGCCAGGAGCUGGGCAGCGACGACGGACCAGGCUCCAAGUCGUCGCUGUGCGGAUACCAGAUCAGAAUGGAGAACCAGUCCGGGGACUGGACCCGUCUGCUCUACUGCACCACCGGAGUUCUGCUGAGGAAACUCCAACACGACCGGCACCUCAGCUCGCUGACUCACAUUAUAGUGGAUGAGGUCCACGAGCGCAGCGUCCAGUCUGACUUCCUGCUGACCAUCCUGAAAGAUGUGGUGAUGAGGAGAUCGGACCUGCAGCUCAUCCUCAUGAGCGCCACGGUGGACUGCCACAAAUUCUCCAACUACUUCAACCGCUGCCCGGUGAUAACCAUCCCAGGCCGGACGUUCCCAGUGGAGGUGUCUCAUUUGGAGGAUAUAGUGGAGCAGACCGGGUACAUUCUGGAAAAGGAUUCCGAGUACUGCCAGAAAAUUUUAGAAGAAGAAGAAGAAGUCUCCAUCUGUGUCACACAAAAAGGCGGCAAAGCUUUGCAGCACCAGGAGGUUAUAAUGAGGGGGGACUCCUCCGGCUGGGAUCUGGGUCCUGACCUCGACCACUUCAGCAGCAGAACCCGGCAGGUGCUGCAGUACAUGAACCCCAACAAGAUCAACAUGGACCUGCUCGUAGACCUCCUUGACUACCUGGAUAAAUCCCCGCAGUUUGCAGACAUGGAUGGAGCCGUGCUCGUCUUCCUCCCAGGUCUGGCUCACAUCCAGCAGCUGUACGACCUGCUCUCUUCAGACAAGAGGUUUCGGGACAAAAAUAGGUACAGGAUCGUCGCUCUGCACUCAACUCUUUCAUCUAAAGACCAAGCAGCUGCCUUCACAGUGCCCCCUGCUGGAGUCAGAAAGGUUGUGUUGUCGACCAACAUCGCAGAGACAGGUGUGACUAUUCCUGAUGUGGUGUUUGUUAUUGACAGUGGGAAGACUAAAGAAAACAAGUACCACGAGAGCAGCCAGAUGAGUUCUCUGGUCGAGACAUUUGUCUCCAAAGCCAGCGCCCUCCAGAGGCAGGGGAGAGCAGGACGGGUCCGAAGUGGCUUCUGCUUCAGACUCUACCCCAAAUACAGGUUUGAUUCCUUCAUGGAUUAUUCUGUUCCAGAGAUUCUGCGGGUCCCACUGGAGGAGCUCUGUCUUCACAUCAUGAAAUGUCAGUACGGCUCCCCGGAGGACUUUCUGAGCCGAGCCUUGGAUGCUCCUCAGCCCCAGUCAGUCAGCAACGCUGUCAACCUGCUGAGGAAGAUCGGUGCGUGUCAGCCCAGCUGUCACGUCCUCACCCCUCUGGGACAUCACUUAGCAAGUCUGCCAGUCAACGUGAAGAUCGGCAAGAUGCUCAUCUAUGGAGCCAUCCUCGGCUGCCUGGAGCCCAUAGCAACUAUCGCAGCAGCCAUCACAGAGAAGUCUCCUUUUUCCACACCGAUGAAUCGAAAAGAGGAAGCUAACUUGGCUAAGUCUGCUCUGGCGUUGGCAAACUCGGAUCACCUGACCAUAUACAACGCAUAUCUGGGGUGGAAGAACUCACAGGCUGAGGGGCUGAGGACAGAGCUGUCCUACUGCAGGAAACAUUUCCUCAAUCGAACAGCUCUCAUCACAAUAGAGGACGUGAAGCACGAGCUGAUGAAGAUGAUGGAGCAGGCAGGUUUCUGGUCGUCCCGCUCCUCUUCCUCCCGCCCGAAGCGGCGGGCAGACCCGCCGUCCCGGCAGGACAUCUCGGUCCUGUUGGCAGCGCUGUCAGCGGGGCUGUACGACAGCGUGGCCCGGCUGCUGUGCAAGCCCUCGGUGGACGGGCUGGAGCGUGUGGCGUGCACCGUGGAGACGCCUCAGGGCAAGGCUCAGGUCCACCCUUCAUCCGUUAACCGCAACCUGCAGACACAUGGCUGGCUGCUGUACCAGGAGAAGGUUAAAUACACUAAGAUCUACCUGCGAGACACGACCCUGAUUCCUCCGUUCCCUCUGCUGCUGUUCGGAGGCGACAUCGACAUUCAGCACCGGGAGAAGCUCAUCACGUUAGACGGAUGGAUCCACUUUCAGGCUCCAGUACGAAUUGGUGUGAUCUUCAAACAUCUGAGGAAACUGAUGGAUUCCUUGCUGGAAAAGAAGCUGGAGAACCCCAGGAUGAAUCUCGAAGAUGACUCAACCAUCCAGGUGAUCCUGGAUCUGAUCAGAUCGGAGCAGGAUGUGUGACAACCCAGGAGAACCUGCACGUCCUUUCAGACAUCGGCCUCGAGUUGUCCAGAAAAAUCUGAACUCUGGAUCAACACCUGCAGAAACAUUUAAUUCCCAUUGAGGAGGAAUAUAGAGGAAGAAAAAAACAGAAAGGCAGAAAAAUGAACAUUAAUGUUGCCAAUUUAGAUAUUUUUGUUUGUUUUGAGAUGAUUGUUUUAUGUGGACCAUCAACAUAAAAUUAUAUACAGUGGGGUGCGAAAGCUUGUGCACCCUU
Molecule: messenger RNA, 4511 nt
Organism: Austrofundulus limnaeus
Lineage: Eukaryota; Metazoa; Chordata; Actinopteri; Cyprinodontiformes; Rivulidae
Gene: dhx29
Product: DEAH (Asp-Glu-Ala-His) box polypeptide 29
Exons: 28
Coding region: 95-4255 (1386 amino acids)
Biological process (GO): translational initiation
Cellular component (GO): intracellular anatomical structure
Molecular function (GO): RNA binding; RNA helicase activity; ATP binding
Source: RefSeq, a predicted model, not a curated record